AUGCUCUCCCUCCGCAACCGCGUCCAACAUGCCUCCUUGCCGCACAUAUUCCACAAAACUCCCCUUGCAAUUCUCGCCGACAACCUCGAGCAGAUUCUCAAGGCCCAAUGCAAAGGUCCCCGGCCCACUCCCUCCGUAAAAUACCCCCUCGACAACAACAAACUUCCAAGGUCGAAGAGAUAUCGCUAUCCCAAUGCAACACCACCAGUGCGGAGGAAGGAUAUGGUUCGGAAGGACGGGUAUAUGAGCAUCAGUCGCCUGCUGCAACAUCCUAGCCUGAGGCGCUAUGGCUUUCGCGAGCUGUUCGAUGCGACGCGGUUUGACCCUGAGAGACGGUUUCAAAUCGUUUAUGAACCUGAUUCUAUUGGGAGCCUGGAUGCUGGCGCGUAUGGAACCUAUCACAGUGGGUCGAAUGGCUUGGGAGUUACGGUCGACGGGGCAGGAGAAGGCGGGGUCUCGAGUUCUGCUAGUGGGAGUAUUGGGAUUUCAGAGGGAGUCGACACAGGGUCUACGGUUCCCGAGAUGUGGUGGAUUCGACUGAGGCGGGGCUACUAUCAAGAAUUCGAUAUGCGCCUGAAGAGGAUAACGCAUCCGCAAGAAGUCAAUGUUGCUAUCCAUGUCACGACACCUGAAGCUUGGGAGGACAUUAAAAGAGUCGGGUUAACGCGCCAAUCAUUCCCUUACAUUCAAUUCCACUGUGGCAUCCCCGGUGCAGAAACCCUCAACCUCCCAGAUACAACGGGAUGGACGUCCUCGCCUUACUCAUCCGCCCUUCACGAACCCAUGUUGGCCAGCGGAUUCUACACGAAAGAAGUCCUGGAAAAGAUAAAAUGGGUCCAACGGAUAGAGAGGAAACAGAGAAUGGAUCAGAAAUGGAGGAAGCAGGAAUUGGAAGCGCCAGAUCCGACGAAAGCGUUUUCAUGGCCUUCAUUCUGGUCGGCGUCCUCUACCGCAAAAUCUAGCCCUCCCUCGUCAUCCCCCUCGUCCUCGUCACCCAGCCCAUGCCAGUCCACUUCCUCACCACCAAUACCAACGCCAGCGCCAUCGCCCUCACCUCAACCCCCACCGACACACAAAGUCCUAAUCUUCCUCAAUUUCAGAGACGCCCUCCGCAGUGGGAUCAAAUUCUACCAGUCCAAACAGGACAAACGCGUGCUUCUAACACCGGGAGACGAGAAUGGGUGUAUACCGCCCUGGUUGUUCAGGAGAGUGCACAAAGUCCAAAUAGCGAGGCAGAGGGUGUUGGCUCGUCCGAGUGGAAGUUCGUCGGAAGGAGUUGGUGGCCGUGGGUCAGCUUCGACCUGGGGAGAAGCGAAAUCCUUGGAAGUGCAAGGUGCAAGUGCUACAGUUACCGGUGUAAAUGAAGCGGACUCGACGGCCCGGGCUGCUUCUGAUUCUCCCGAACACAGCGACCAGACAAAACCUAACCGCGAACAGUUGAGACCGACCCCUGCCGCAGACACCCAGCCCCCUCAUCGAUCGGAGUUAGUCGACGUGGAUGUGGAGGUUUCCCGUGAAGAGAUAGAAUUCGACCGCUCUGUCCCACCGGGCAAAGUGGAGGUCACGGAGACAGUGUAUGAACAUGAAGAGCUCGCACCGAUAGUCGAAAUUGAGGACGAGUUUGAGACGGAGAAGAAGGACGCAGAGGAGAGGGUGCCAAGAGACGAAGACGAAGGUUGGGAUGAGCAAAACCCCAGGAGCGAGGUGGCGGGGCGCGGAAGUGAAGGGGACAAGGAUGGGGCAGUUUGGAAGGAAGUUUCUGAAGGCCAGAAUGUCAAGGAAGGAGAUGGGGAGAUGGGCGUUCACAGAGACGACGGAGCGGGCGAGGUGGCAAGCAGAAGAUAG
This is a messenger RNA of Coprinopsis cinerea okayama7#130, 1845 nucleotides long. RefSeq lists its product as hypothetical. The record is from RefSeq and is a predicted model, not a curated record. Gene Ontology annotation, biological process: tRNA splicing, via endonucleolytic cleavage and ligation. Lineage: Eukaryota; Fungi; Basidiomycota; Agaricomycetes; Agaricales; Psathyrellaceae. Bases 1 to 1845 code for a protein of 614 amino acids. The transcript has 2 exons. Gene Ontology annotation, molecular function: tRNA 2'-phosphotransferase activity.